Aspergillus aculeatinus CBS 121060 is the source of this 960-nucleotide messenger RNA. Its product is annotated as putative NADH-ubiquinone oxidoreductase 14 kDa subunit. The coding region runs from base 208 to 495 and encodes 95 amino acids. The record is from RefSeq and is a predicted model, not a curated record. The transcript has 2 exons. Lineage: Eukaryota; Fungi; Ascomycota; Eurotiomycetes; Eurotiales; Aspergillaceae.
GAAUCCCGGCGUCCCUCCACUAUCCAGUAUCCGUUGGAUUCAAGCCCAAGUUCAGUCGCAACGUCACUUUCGACCGCGGUCCACGUCUCUUCUCCUCUGUGUGCCGGAAAUUUCUACGCUUGAAUCAGCGCAGAUACAAUUCUUGAAAAACCGGCCCAUUCCGAUUACCGCCCUCCCUUUCCUCGCUCCACAUCUACCUCGCAAAUCAUGGUUCACAAAGUCCUCUUCUGGGGUGGUUUCGGCAUCGCCGUCCGCCUCUGGCAACUCGGCAUCGAAAUGCGGCCCAUCCUCGCCCGCGAAUCCCUCUGGGUCUACCCGCUCUUCGCCGGCGUCGGCGGCAGCUUUGGCUAUUGGCUGCAGGGCGUCGAGGAGCGCCAGCUCCGCAUACUCGCCCAGCGCCGCGAGCAGAUCCUCGAGAAGCGCCGGCGGAGGGAUGAUCGCGAGAACGGCACGUUGAACCGGGUCGAGGAGAGUGUUUUGGCCGCUGCUGCUUGAGCUGUUCCGGAGCUUGAAGAAAGAAAUUGAAAAAUGUAAAGGAAAUGGAUUGCUUCCUGUGUGGGUGGGGGGAAACGUGAGGGGGUUGUGGAUUGUGUCGUGUAUAUCUGGAUUGGGUUCUUUAUGCUUGUGUGUGGUGUCUUUCUCCCUUUAUCGUGUUAUAAAUUUUAUGCCUUUUAUAUUCAUGUUUCUUUUAUAUUGCUUGGGCGAGGGGAAGGGGGGUUGAGUCGUGUAAGGGUUCUUUUCAUGGUCAUGGUCUUGGGUUGAUGGUAUAGGUGAUGUGUAGUAUGGGGAGGCUUAUAUGGUGAGCAUUCGCAUGGGAGGCAGGGAAGUGGCUAUCGUGUGGUUUGAGGGGUGCAGGUUGGGAAUGUGUGACCUAUUCUAUAUCCAUGUCCAUCUGCGGUCUAUAGUAGAUUCAUCACGCGGAUUGAAAGAAGACGUUUCAUGCACAUUGGUCUUUCAGCA